Oppiella nova is the source of this 924-nucleotide messenger RNA. The record is from the annotation of a GenBank genome assembly. NCBI's taxonomy places the organism in Eukaryota, Metazoa, Arthropoda, Arachnida, Sarcoptiformes, Oppiidae.
CACCCAGAGUUGGAUCAACUCAGAGACAAACACCCGAAUAGACUCCAUGUCCUGCAACUGGAGGGCACUAAUUAUAACAGUUUCCCUGAGUUUGUUAAACAAGUGGAGGCUAUAGUGGGUGACCAGGGAUUAGAUACCCUUAUAAACAACGCGGGAAUGGCUUUUCGGGAUCGUUUGGAUUCAGUGACCGCCGAAGUUAUGGUCAAGAAUUUUGAAGUGAAUUCUGUGGCACCGCUUAUGUUAACCAAAGCAUUGCUGCCAUUGCUUAAGGGCACAGACUAUCACUGUUUCCCGGAGUUUGUCAAACAAGUGGAGGCUAUAGUGGGUGACAAUGGUAUAGAUACCCUGAUAAACAACGCGGGAAUAUUGUUACCUAAACUCCUGGAUUCAGUGACCGCUGAGGAUAUGCUUAAGAAUUUUGAAGUGAAUUCUGUGGCACCGCUUAUGUUAACCAAAGCAUUGCUGCCAUUGCUUAAGACAUCAGCAGCAUCUCGAAAGACGUCGGUAAUUAAUAUAUCAUCCAGUUUGGGGUCUAUUGAGUUGGCUACCAGACCCGGGAUGACUAUAUACCCGUACCGCACCAGUAAAGCUGCACUCAAUAUGAUCACCAAAUGCCUGGCGGUUGAUCUCAAACCACACAAUAUCCAUGUGAUCAGUAUAUGUCCAGGUCAUUUGAAAACGGAUUUGGGUGGACCUACAGCUCAGUUGGAAGUGAGCACCGGCGUGUCGGGUGUGUUAAACGUGAUUAAGACUCAGAUAACCGAUGAUGUGCUGGGCGCCAAUCGGGGGAUUGGACUCGAAUUAGUGCGACAGGUGUUGACCACAACUCACGCCAAACAUGUCAUCGCAACCACUCGUCAGUCGUCUCACCCAGAGUUGGAUCAACUCAGAGACAAACACCCGAAUAGACUCCAUGUCCUGCAA